UCUUAGCUGAAAAGGUGGAACAGCUUAUGGAAUGGAGCUCAAGGCGCUCAGUUAUCCGCAUGAAUGGAGACAAAUUCAGAAGAUUUGUAAAAGCUCCGCCUCGUAACUACUCCGUGAUUGUGAUGUUUACUGCUCUGCAGCCACAGAGACAAUGUUCUGUUUGCAGGCAAGCUAAUGAGGAGUAUCAAGUUUUGGCCAAUUCAUGGCGCUAUUCAUCUGCCUUUUCUAACAAAUUAUUCUUCACUAUUGUGGAUUAUGAUGAAGGAGCAGAUGUUUUUCAACAGCUCAACAUGAACUCUGCUCCAACAUUCAUGCAUUUUCCUCCAAAAGGUAAACCCAAGAGAGCUGACACCUUCGACCUGCAGAGAAUCGGAUUUGCAGCAGAGCAGCUAGCUAAGUGGAUAGCUGACAGAACGGAUGUUCAUAUUAGGGUAUUCAGGCCUCCGAAUUAUUCAGGUACUAUUGCACUGGCUCUUUUAGUGUCGCUUGUUGGUGGUUUGCUGUAUUUGCGAAGAAAUAAUUUGGAGUUCAUCUACAACAAGACUGGUUGGGCAAUGGCAGCACUGUGUGUUGUGUUUGCUAUGACUUCUGGUCAAAUGUGGAAUCAUAUCCGUGGACCUCCAUAUGCUCAUAAGAAUCCUCAGAAUGGACAAGUGAGUUACAUACAUGGGAGCAGUCAAGCUCAAUUUGUUGCAGAAUCACAUAUUAUACUACUACUGAAUGCUGCUAUCACUAUGGGAAUGGUUCUCCUAAAUGAAGCUGCUACUUCCAAAGGAGACGUUGGAAAAAGGAGAAUAAUAUGCCUUGUAGGACUGGGUCUGGUGGUUUUCUUCUUCAGCUUCCUGCUGUCAAUAUUCCGCUCCAAAUACCAUGGCUAUCCAUAUAGCUUCUUAAUUAAAUGAACUCAAAUGGGAUUCACAUUAACUUAAUGUUUACUAUGAAGAUAAGCUGUUACUGAUACUAUCUGUUCACCAACAUUACGUUUUAUUCAACAGUCUGUGUUCAUUCAUCUGUUUCUUUGUGAUAAUUUAUAUAGCAUAAUUAUAGAGAAAUGAAUUUGUGGUUUUUAUAUUUUAUGUAAUGAAUGUUUCAUUUAAUUUAUAGAAACAAGUAUAGUAAACCUUAAAUAUUAUAACAGGAGUAGUGAAAAAUAGUUUUAAGUACUGUAUAUUCAGUGGUGCAGGAUUUAAACAAAGUUAAUUAUGCUGUGUCUUUUGGUUGUAUGGCUGCCUGUUGACUCUUAGUAAAGGAACAUGGAAGCAAAUGUUAAAGUACCCUCUCCCCUUGCAAAGUGUUACAACGUUUUCUUUACAUGCACUUUAGAAAAAUCCUGAACAAAAUACUGUUUGUUCUCUGACUGCUGUUGGAGAAACCAUACAAGAAAUGGAAAGUAUAAUUUGAUUACAUAAAUACCAUUUAUUUAUGCAACCUUAUCAAGCCAUCUUGCUUUGAAAAAUAAAGAAAAUAUACA
Molecule: messenger RNA, 1471 nt
Organism: Alligator sinensis (Chinese alligator)
Lineage: Eukaryota; Metazoa; Chordata; Crocodylia; Alligatoridae
Gene: TUSC3
Product: tumor suppressor candidate 3
Exons: 9
Coding region: 27-902 (291 amino acids)
Cellular component (GO): oligosaccharyltransferase complex
Source: RefSeq, a predicted model, not a curated record